Molecule: messenger RNA, 932 nt
Organism: Eremomyces bilateralis CBS 781.70
Lineage: Eukaryota; Fungi; Ascomycota; Dothideomycetes; Eremomycetales; Eremomycetaceae
Exons: 1
Coding region: 164-886 (240 amino acids)
Source: RefSeq, a predicted model, not a curated record
CUGGCCUAUUUCCAUAUGGGAGUCGUCGGGCCGGAAAUGCAUUGGGAUAUGUCCUUAGAGAGCUAUGUACCACCGGACGGAGAUCCUAACCUGAAGGACCGUUUUGUGGCCCUAUACAAACCCUGCGAUAUAGAUACUAUCUCACAUCCAGGAUCGCUUUUGUAUGAUAAUCGGUUCCUUCGAAUGUACUGACAUAUAUACCUUACUAACAGCAUAUAAUUACGACCAGAAGACUCACUUAGCAGUUGUCCAAACGUCUAUUCACGACGAAGAACCAUUUGAGCCCGACGUCAUAUGGAUACCAUCGGAUGUUAUCCUUAGCGGUUGGAUUGAAAUGGUUAUCCAAGGCCGGGUUUGUAUCUGGGACCCGAAAUCGGCGGAAUUAGAUCCGUACGCUGAUGUACUCGGAAGCUGGGUACGCCAUCUUUACAGUCCUAUUGCACUCUCCGAUACUAUUCGAGCAUUCGAUCGUCUCGCCUCCGCCAUAGAAUCAAGGAUGGUGGACUCUACCGGUAUUAUGCAUCGCGAGCCAGCCGAACCCGGUAUAUUUAACACCGAAUUAUUACCAGAAACGACGAUAUCCGAGUUCGUCCGUAGUUUUCUACUCCAAGCUCAGAAACUGAAAGCCAAAUAUCUCGCUCCAGGAUUGCAACUAUGCACUCCCUCUGAAUACGAAAACCAACCGUUCGGAUCUGAUCGGGACGACCCCGACUACUCUAGUUUCCAGCCCUUCCUGCACCUUUUACUGACGACCCAAGCUGCGUUCCGUUCUCUAGUUUCUACUGGCCGUAUGAGAACACAAGCCACCGCGCGGGCCUAUACUAAGGACCAGAUCCACUAUGGCUGGAGCAUGCUGAACUGGUUUUACCGUAUAAGAUUGGGCUAAACAGCCGACGAGUCGUGCUUUCGUCGCCAAAAUAACCGACCAGUAG